AUGAAAAUUGAUGUAGCGAAAUUAAUAAACGAAAUCAGCAAACACCCAGAGAUCUACAAUCCAGAUCACAAAGAUUUUUCUAAUAAAGAAAUAAGGGACAACAUUUUUAACACCGUCAUCAAUAAAGAAAUGAAUGGUAUAAAAGGCGAAAUUCUGCAGCGCAAGUGGGACCAAAUAUUAAACAAAUAUGCUAAUUUUAUUAGAAAACUGAGCAACGACGAUUCGUCUGAAAGGGUUUUGGAACAAUUCAUGGAAUGGCCGUGGACGAAGCCUAUGCGUAUGUUUAAGCCAUAUGUUCGCAAACAAUUUCAAAUACCAGAAUUCCAAUCCUCGAGACAGUUGAUACCUGACAUGGACAUAGACAUGUCGCACAUCCCGAUAUCGGCUCUUCAGCCUUCGCAAAUGACACCCAUUAUAAACGGACUGCCUGGUGACGACGUGACGUCUGGCUCCGAAUUUCCGUUCCCGAUACCCACUGGGCAGGGACCGGUGCAGGGUAACGGUUCUGCUGGACCGGAGCUGACAGUUCAAUAUGCACAUUCGCUGACAGCACCGACGACCAACGAAGGAUUUUCGAACGCGAUCGAGACGCCAGCCACUCCGAGACCCGCAGUCACUCACCCGAUACCGGAGCCUAGUCUCGAGAUACAACGUGCGAGUUCAGUGGGGAUCAUAGAAAUCCCGGUCAUGUCUAAUAUUGGGUUCAUGCGUCCCAGAAUUAUGGGGCCAAUAUCACAGGCUCGAUUGUCUCAGUUUUUGCAGGAAAAUAUGAACGGCAUCGGGUCGCCGUCGUCGUCGGCACGUAGUUCCACUGACGAUGAUGAUGGUUUAAACCAGCUGGGGAGGAGUAUCACAGCCUCCAUGCUUCAAGACCUUCGAAGGAUGGUAACUAUCGGUCCGUUCCCCGAUGACGAUGAAGACAACGAUGACGAUGAGGAGGACGAUGACGACGAAAGCGGGGCAGAUGACGAGAUCGCGACUGACGAGGAGGCGGUGUCGACAGUAGAUGAUGGGCCGUCCAGUGCCAAAAAAAUAAGGCUACAGGAUCAGUCCGGCGAAGACAGCGACAAAAUUGAUAAAGGCUGCACAGGAGCUGAUGGUGAUACAAGCCACGUGGGAGACGACGAAGAAGAUGGUAGGUCGGACGCUCUACCUGAUCUGCCACAGCCCAAGCCGGCGAUCAAGAGAGGACCGUCGGAUUUCAGUGCGCAGGAGCACAUAUUUCUCGCUUGGGCCAAGACAAUGAGCACAUUUACGGCCAAACGACAGGCUACAAUUAAAAUGCAAAUCAACAAAAUUAUGUCCGAGGCUGAAUUUGAAGAUUUGGACGACGAGUUUUUUGCAGCCAACAGAAAGCCCCGUCGGCCCAUUUACACUUCGCGCUACUGA
Molecule: messenger RNA, 1389 nt
Organism: Macrosiphum euphorbiae (potato aphid)
Lineage: Eukaryota; Metazoa; Arthropoda; Insecta; Hemiptera; Aphididae
Source: the annotation of a GenBank genome assembly